AUGUGCCCCACUCUCCCCUACUACAAGGUACGUCCGUACUUCCAGCACUUGAACGCCGGAUUCAAGACGGCAGCUCUCACCAGAAACCUGAGCGUUGACGAGACAAUGGUACCGUACUAUGGACGGCACAGCACCAAGCAGUUCAUAAGGGGCAAACCUGUAAGAUACGGGUACAAACUGUGGUGUCUGGCAGCCUCCACCGGAUAUCUCUAUCAUGCGGAACCGUACUGUGGGGCCGACACCCAACUGGCUGACACGGGCCUGGGGAAGGGAGCUGACGUGGUGCUGGGCCUGCUGAACAAGUGCGCCGUCCCACCAGGCCAUGCUAUAUUCUUCGACAACCUGUUCACAUCACUCGAGCUCCUGGACGUGCUGUCGGACAUGGGUCUUGGCGGGUGUGGAACCGUCCGCGAAAACAGGCUUGGUGGCGCUCCAUUUUCAGACAAGAAGGUGCUGGAGAAGAAGCAGCGUGGGACAAUGGAGUGGCUGUCUGACGGUGACAACCUGGUUGUGCGGUGGAACGACAAUCGCGUCGUGACGGUGGCGACGAACUGUGAGCCGCUGGAGCCGCUCGUUACCGCCAGCCGGUAUGUGAAGAAGCAAGGUGGCAGGAUCGCUGUACAGAUGCCCCGUCCUCUUCAUGCAUACAACACCCACAUGGGCGGUGUGGAUCUGUUUGAUCAGUGUGUUGCUCUCUACCGCAGUACCAUACGCAGCAAGAAGUGGUGGUGGCCGCUCUUCCAGUGGGGAGUUUACGCUGCCCGGACAAACACCUGGCUCCUGUCUCAACGGCAUGCCAAGGGACCGCAACUUCCCUUCCUGCGGGAGCUCACGUACGUCCUCAUCAAGAAGAACACGGUGCCGCGUCCUCCAGCAAGCUUCUCUGGCCGCCACCAAGCACCAGAAGACCUCCGCUACGACGGUCUACAUCACUAG
Molecule: messenger RNA, 936 nt
Organism: Amphibalanus amphitrite
Lineage: Eukaryota; Metazoa; Arthropoda; Thecostraca; Balanomorpha; Balanidae
Product: piggyBac transposable element-derived protein 3-like
Exons: 1
Coding region: 1-936 (311 amino acids)
Molecular function (GO): sequence-specific DNA binding
Source: RefSeq, a predicted model, not a curated record